Messenger RNA from Anopheles moucheti, 2234 nucleotides. RefSeq names its product pyruvate kinase-like. The record is from RefSeq and is a predicted model, not a curated record. The coding region runs from base 3 to 1592 and encodes 529 amino acids. Gene Ontology annotation, cellular component: cytoplasm. The transcript has 4 exons. Lineage: Eukaryota; Metazoa; Arthropoda; Insecta; Diptera; Culicidae. Gene Ontology annotation, molecular function: magnesium ion binding; pyruvate kinase activity; potassium ion binding. Gene Ontology annotation, biological process: glycolytic process.
GGAUGAUGGUGUGGGUAUCCGACUACGAUUUCGACCCCAAGGGUCAAAAGAUGAAUCCCGAGGCGGUUUCGCAUUUAGAGCACAUUUGCUCCCUCGACAUUGACUCGAAAACGCCGUUCGUGCGACUCUCCGGCAUCAUCUGUACGAUUGGACCGGCCUCGGUGUCGCCCGAAAUGCUCGAGAAAAUGAUGGCCACGGGCAUGAACAUUGCGCGGUUGAACUUUUCGCAUGGCUCCCACGAAUAUCACGCCAACACGAUCAAAAACAUCCGCGAAGCAGUCGAAAACUAUUCGAAGAAGUUGGGCAAACCGUUCCCGCUGGCCAUUGCACUCGAUACAAAGGGCCCGGAAAUCCGUACCGGUUUGAUCGAGGGCAGCGGUACCGGAGAAGUUGAGCUGAAGAAGGGUGAAAAGAUUCAGCUCACCACGGAUAAGGAGCAUCUGGAAAAGGGUAACAAGGACAAGAUCUAUGUCGACUACGUGAACAUCGUGAAGGUGGUCAAGCCGGGCGAUCAUGUGUUUGUCGAUGACGGUCUAAUUUCGCUGGUUGUGGAUAGUAUUUCGGGCGAUACGCUUACCUGCAACGUGGAAAAUGGUGGCAUGUUGGGUUCUAGGAAGGGUGUAAACCUGCCAGGCGUCCCUGUAGAUCUGCCGGCCGUGUCAGAAAAGGACAAGUCGGAUCUGGUGUUUGGCGUGGAGCAGGGAGUUGACGUAAUUUUCGCUUCCUUCAUCCGCAACGCUGCUGCGUUGAAGGAAAUUCGUGGCAUCCUCGGUGAAAAGGGAAAGCACAUCAAGGUUAUCUCGAAGAUCGAAAACCAGCAGGGCAUGCAGAAUCUGGAUAAGAUUAUUGAGGCAUCCGAUGGUAUUAUGGUUGCUCGCGGUGAUCUGGGCAUUGAAAUUCCGGCCGAAAAGGUGUUCUUGGCACAAAAAUCAAUGAUUGCGCGGUGCAACCGUGCAGGAAAACCGGUCAUUUGCGCAACCCAAAUGCUGGAAUCGAUGAUAAAGAAGCCACGCCCGACACGUGCCGAAAUCUCGGAUGUUGCCAAUGCCAUCAUCGACGGUGCGGAUUGCGUGAUGCUUUCGGGUGAGACUGCCAAGGGCGAGUACCCGCUUGAGUGUGUGCUAACAAUGGCCAAAACGUGCAAGGAAGCAGAGGCAGCCCUGUGGCACCGCAAUCUCUUCAAGGAUCUGGUUGACACGACGCCAACGCCUCUCGACACUGCUGCUUCCAUCGCCAUCGCUGGUGCGGAAGCUUCGACGAAGAGUCGCGCCGCCGCAAUCAUCGUCAUUACCACUUCUGGUCGUUCGGCGCACUUGAUCUCCAAGUAUCGGCCGCGCUGUCCGAUCAUUGCAGUGACUCGCUUCGCACAAACGGCACGCCAAUGCCAUCUGUACCGAGGAAUCUUGCCUGUCAUCUAUGAGCAGCCUGCAAUGGAGGAUUGGUUGAAGGAUGUCGAUGCCCGCGUGCAGUACGGUAUCGAGUUUGGCAAGGAGCGUGGAUUCUUGAAGCCAGGCAAUCCAAUUGUCGUCGUUACUGGCUGGAAGCAGGGCUCCGGAUUCACCAACACAAUCCGUGUAAUUAAUGUUGAAUAAAUAAGUAACAACGUAUCAUCAGAGCGUCAUAUAGAGAGGUGUGCUAAAAGUGUUGUUAUCUACCAAACAACAGCAGUCCAUCGGAAACAGCAGUCUAUUAUAGUGACUAUAAGCGGUAAACUAGAUUGUGUAGCAGCACAGUGAUUCAACUAAAACUGGAUGCCUAGAAUUUUUAAAUUACUUGGGCAGUCCAACUCACAGAGUGAAUAACACCCAUCCCGAGACAUUCAAUGUCCCUGCUCUUUAGUUGUUCCCAUCGUGCGUGCAGUUUAUUUAUUGUAACCCUAACACACUAAAUUAUUUUCCACACUAAAAACAAUAUGUGUUGGAUUGGUGCAGGUCUGAACCAAUAUCCAAAGAGACACAUGUAUGGUUUUAAAUUUUGAAAUUUUAUCACUAAGCGAGUUGAAAUUAUUUGAAUCAAUACGAAGAAGUUUAGCUCAGCGUAAGCGUUCGCAUGAAAUGGACAGAUAUAUUUGAAAUGCUGUAAAAGAGAACAAACACGCCACCACUAGAAUGUCAUGUGAUGCGCUAACAUUUUUCACACGCCAAGAAUCAUCUUUCAGCAUAAACAUCGUUGAGUACUAGUUACAGGUUAAUGAUAUGCGUCAAUGUGACGAAUAAAAGUUAUGACACUUAAAA